Molecule: messenger RNA, 15901 nt
Organism: Notothenia coriiceps (black rockcod)
Lineage: Eukaryota; Metazoa; Chordata; Actinopteri; Perciformes; Nototheniidae
Product: microtubule-actin cross-linking factor 1-like
Exons: 61
Coding region: 212-15901 (5229 amino acids)
Biological process (GO): wound healing; intermediate filament bundle assembly
Cellular component (GO): membrane; cell junction; cytoskeleton
Molecular function (GO): keratin filament binding; protein binding; structural molecule activity
Source: RefSeq, a predicted model, not a curated record
GAAGCACAUCACAGACCUGUACGAGGACCUGAGGGAUGGGCACAACCUCAUUUCCUUACUGGAGGUCCUCUCUGGAGUCACCUUGCAACAGAAGAGCGGCCCUCCACCGAAAAGGGCAUACGCCUUGCGGGCCCCCCCUCUCAUCUUACUCGAAGGGGGGGAUGAGGAGGAGGAGGAGGAAGGAGCUCAGGGACCCAGAGAAAAGGGGCGCAUGAGAUUUCAUCGACUACAGAAUGUCCAAAUAGCGCUGGACUUCCUCAAACAGAGACAGGUCAAACUUGUGAACAUCAGAAACGAUGACAUCACCGACGGGAACCCCAAGCUGACGUUAGGUCUCAUCUGGACCAUCAUCCUUCACUUCCAGAUUUCAGAGAUCUAUGUGAGCGGCGAGUCGGCCGACCUCACAGCCAAAGAGAAGCUGUUACUAUGGAGCAAGCAGGCGACAGAAGGCUACCCCGGCCUCCGCUGCACCAACUUCUCCUCCUCCUGGAGCGAUGGACGCAUGUUCAACGCUCUGCUGCACAGAUACAGGCCAGACCUGAUCGACAUGGAGGUGGUGUCGCGGCAGAGUAACCGGGAGAACCUGGAGCAGGCCUUCGAGAUUGCAGAGUCGCUCGGGGUGACCAGUCUGCUGGACGCUGAGGACGUUGAUGUUCCAUCUCCAGAUGAGAAGUCGGUCAUCACCUACGUCUCCUCCAUCUAUGAUGCCUUCCCCAAAAUCCCUGAGGGAGGAGAGGGCAUCACCGCACAUGAGGUGGAUCAGCGCUGGUCGGAGUAUCAGUCCAGGUUCUUCUCUCUGCUCCAGUGGAGCCGCCAGCAUACGGCCAUCAUGGCCAACAAAAACUUCCCACAAAACCCUGUGGAACUCAAGGCACUUUACAACGAGUACGUCCAUUUCAAAGAGACGGAGAUCCCCGCUAAGGAGGUGGAGAAAGGUCACAUCGAGCACCUCUACAAACUGCUGGAGGUGUGGAUAGAGUUUGGUCGUAUCAAGCUUCCUCAUGGCCUCCAUCCCAACGACCUGGAGGAGGAGUGGGGCAAACUCAUCCUGGAGAUGCUGGAGAGAGAGAAGGCUCUACGGCCGGCUGUGGAGAGGCUUGAGCACCUGCUUCAGAGGGCCAAUAAGAUCCAGAACAUGGCUCUGGACUGUGAGGAGAAACUCACCCUCGCUAGAAACACACUCCAGGCUGACAUGUCGCGGGUGGAGAGUGGGGAGGGGGUGCAGUGUGAGAGGGAGCUGGCCUGCUACCUGCAGGACUGCGAGUCUCUCAUCAGACAACUCAACCAGGAGCUCAAAGUCCUGAGGGAGGAGAAGUACUACCAGGUGGAGCAGCUGGUGUUCAGAGCGUCUUGCCUUCAGGAGGAGCUGGUCUCUCUCAGACUGCAGUGCUCCAGCCUCUACAGGAAGGGCAACUUCACCCAGAGCCUGGGCCCCACGGGGGCCGAGCAGCAGAGGGCCUCAGACGGGGGCCUGACGCUGGGGCAGACGCUGCUGGGGGCCGUGGGAGCUGUCGGUGCCGCGCUCCUGCGGCGACCCAUCGCUCGCUCCCAGCUGGUGGCCAUGUCUUCAUCGGAGGACGAAGGAAGCCUGAGGUUCAUCUACGAGCUGCUGGGAUGGGUGGAGGAGACGCAGGUCCGUCAAUACAAGAACAGUUUAGGGACACGAGGAGUGGUUUUCUCAAUGUUACACACAUACACAUAUGUACACAUCACUUAUUCAUGGACACAGAGAUCUUUUGUCUUGCAUUUGUUUCCUGACAUUCUUUACCGUUCUCUCCGGCAGGCUAAAGUGUCUCCAAACUUCAAGAGCAGUUACUCUGAAACCCUGGCCAAGCUAGAGCACCAAUACUGCAAACUGCUGGAACAUUCGUCAUGGCGCCUGCGGAGCUUGGAGAGCCUGCAUGCGUUUGUGUCGCACUGCACUGAGGAGCUGAUCUGGCUCAACGAGAGGGAGGAGGAGGAGAUCGCCUUCGACUGGAGCGACAACAACAGCAACAUGAACGCCAAGAGGGAAUUAUACAGCGAAAUGAGGUUAGAGCUGGACGAAAAACAAGACGUGAUGCGGUCGCUCCAGGAAACCGCCAACCGUCUGUGUCAGGAGAACCAUCCGGCCAAACAGAGUGUGGAGGCGUACAGUGCAGCGCUGCAGACUCAGUGGCAGUGGGUGAAGCAGCUGUGUGUGUGUGUGGAGACGCAUCUCAAAGACAACACAGCAUACUUCCAGUUUACGAGUGAUGCUCGGGACUGUGAGUCGUACCUGCGCCAGCUGCAGGAAACCAUCAAGAGGCAGUACACCUGUGACAAGAACAGCAGACUGAGCAAGCUGGAAGACCUGCUGCAGGACUCAAUGGAGGAGAAGGAGCAGCUUAUCGAGUACCGCAGCACGGUGGCCAGCCUGGUGGGCCGCGCCAAGACCCUGGUGCAGCUCCGGCCCCGCAACGCAGAGAGCACCCUGGGGGCCACGACCCCUAUCAGAGCCGUCUGCGACUACAGGCAGAUAGAGAUCACAAUAACCCGGGGAGAGGAGUGUGUGCUGGAGGACAACUCCCAGAGGACCAAGUGGAAGGUGAUCAGUACGACGGGGAACGAGGCCAUGGUCCCCUCGGUGUGUUUCACCGUCCCACCUCCCAACCAGGAGGCCAUGGACACAGCCAGCAGGGCAGAGCAGCUGUACCAGAAGGUCAUGUCUCUGUGGCAUCAGCUGCAUGUGAACAUGAAGAGCGUGGUGUCCUGGCACUACCUGCUCAAAGACAUCCGGACCGUCUCCGGAUGGAACCUGGACACGGUGCGUUGUCAGUCUCCUUCAGAGCGGCAGCAGGUCCUGGAUCACCUGGAGUCCCAGAUGUCAGACUUCCUGUCUGACAGCAAAGAGAGCAUCUUGUUCACGGCAGGAGAAAGACGAGAGCUGGAGAAGGAGGUCCAGCAGGCCCAGACACACUGCCAGGACCUGCUGCUCAACAUGGAGACCGUGGAGAAGGACGAGUCGGUCUCUCGGUCCUACCUGUCGGAGCUGCAGAACAUCACCCUCCGGCUGAACGACGCCGAGCAGAAACUGAUGAGGGGGAUUCAGACCCCGCCCCCCAGCCGGCUGUCAGGGGACAGCGGUGACAACACUGUGCAGAUAGCAGAGCAGGAGAAUCUGCAGUCGGAGUUGGACGCCAUGCGCUCCAGUUUGGGAGAUGUGUCCCGGCGCUGCAUCAGUUUCUUCGAGGAGAAGCCGACGUCCUCCAGCAUCCCCGUCCUCCGGGCUGAACUCAAUCAGGCCGUGGAGAAGACAGACAAACUGCACAACCUCUCCUCUGUAUACCUAGAAAAGCUGAAAACUGUAGAGGUCCUGAUGCGUAGCCUGGAUGAAGCUGAGAGCCAGGUCAGGAAGAACGAGAGCAGACUAAGUGAAGAGGACAUCGUUCCUGCAGACACGACGGCCAUUAAAAACCUCAGAGAGCAACUAGGGAAGUUGCAGGCUGAUCUGGUGGAUCAGGAGAGCGUCUUCCAGUCCCUGCAGUCGGAGGUCGCCUGCGCCAAAGAAGCUGCGUCUCAGCUCAGCAAGCUGCACCCGGACCGCAGCCCUGAGCUGGAGCGCCUCCAGGAGAGAGCCAAUCAGAUGGCAGACAGGUGGAGCGGAGUCAAGAGGCAGAUGGACACACGACGGACAGAUCUAGAGUCAGUGGGCUCGGCCCUGCAGCAGUACAGAGACGGACACUCUGCUCUCAUCAACUGGAUCGAAGAAACGACAAAGAGACAAGAAAACACCCAACCUGGACAGACGGACAGCAAGGUGCUGUCAGAACAGCUGGCCCAGCAGACGGCAUUAGUAGCUGAGAUUGAACAGAACCAGACCAAACUAGACGAGUGCCAGACUCACUCCAAACAGUACUGCACCUCAGUGAAGGAUUAUGAGCUGCAGCUGAUGACCUACAGAGCCUUUGUAGAAUCUACACAAAAAUCCCCUGUGAAGAGGAGGAGGAUGCACUCUUCAUCUGACGCCAUCACACAUGAGUUCAUGGACUUGCGCACACGCUACACAGCCUUGGUCACCUUGACAACGCAGCAUGUGAAGUACAUCAGCGAUGCUUUGAGAAGAAUAGAAGAAGAAGAGAAAGAGGUGGAGGAGGAGAAGCAGGCGAGGGUUGGGCAGGUUUCCGACCUGCUGGGCUUUGUCAAGGGCCUCCAGGGACGGACUGGGGGCCCCAACGCCGAGUCCUCACUUGCUGCUCAGCAGGCCAUCAGUGAACAGCUGGCAGCCAAGAAAGAUGAAGUGGCCGAUGCCAUAAGGAGCACUCAGGUCUUCCUGCUGUCAAAACAGGCCAGCAAGCUGUCCCCAGAGGAGUGCGCUCAUGUGGAGGCUCAGCUGGACGAGCUGACGUCCACCUACAACCAGCUGUGCACCAGCUCCACCCAGCAGCUGCAGCAGCUGGAGCAGCAAUUGGCCAAAGAGGAGGAAAGAAAGAACCAGAGUGCCAUUGCUGGAGUUAUUGACUUGGUAACAUUGGAAACAUUCCCAGUGUUCAAAGCAGCCCAACGAGGCCUUAUUGACCAGGACACCUGCCAUGUACUGUUGGAGGCCCAGCUCAUUAUGGGUGGGCUCCUUAAGCCUGACUCCCCUCUCAAUCUUUCACUGGAACAAGGUCUGGCUCAAGGUCUAAUUGACACCCAUUAUCAACAAUCCCUUUCUGAGCUAGAAACUGCCUUGCUGUUGGUGGAAAAUACUAAGUCUACAGAUGACCGAACACAAAUUGUGUUGCCAGUUGCCACAGCCAUCGAGUUUGGGCUCAUCAGAGAGGAUGUGGGACUUCGCAUUUUAGAACUCCAGUUAAACACUGGAGGCCUGAGAAACUCAGUCGGAGAUCUCAUGAGUUUGGAGCAAGCGGACCAAAAGAGACUUUUGACUUCUAGAACCCUUUCCAAACUCCAGUCAAGGCAACAUAAUAAAGAGCUGAUCGAUCCAAACACAGCAGAACAAUUAAAUCUGAAUGAGCUUCAACAGCGCUGUGUCUGUGAUGACCACCCUGGUCUCCUUCUACUCCCUGUCAAACAGCAACCCGGAGGAACUGUUUGCCUCCGUACUGGAACAAAAGUUGGCAUAUUCCGUGCAGUCCAGGAAGGUCUGAUUGAUCGGAAAGUAACUGUACGACUUCUUGAAGCUCAACUCCUUGCCGGUGGUAUUUCUGACCCACGAUCUGGCCACAGGAUGACAAUUGAUGAGGCUGUUCGCCAUGGGCUUAUGGACCAGGAUCUAGCCUGUGCCAUGUUAGCACGCCAGUUGCAAAAUGGGGGAAUUCUAGACCCUUACAAUGGAGAACGGCUGAGCUUGGACGAGAGCAUCCACAGGGAUCUUCUCUCUCCUCGCUUGGCUUUAUUAGUCCUUGAGUCUCUUUGGGCUUUCAUGGGUAUACUCAGGCCUGAAUCUGGAGAAAUCCUGCCAAUUGUUGAAGCUAUUCAACAAGGAGUUAUCUCAGGAGAGCUUUCUAGAAACAUCUUAAGGAAGCGACAUGCCAUUGGGGCCUUGUACAACCCUGAAAACCUCCAGGUCCUUCCCCUAAAUCAGGCUGCUGAAGAGGCCCUUGAGCCAAGUGUGGUCAGUUUUCUCAAGGACAUCCACUUCCCAGAUGUUCUUUCGAGCAUGAACCAGUUGGGUACCCCAUCUCCAAACCGCUUGAGCUGGGGUUCCACAAGCUCCUCUCCACCACCAUCAUCUCCAACACCUUCAACCUCUCCUUCAGGUGUUUACUUGGAAACAGCACUUAAACAUGGAAUGAAUCCUGAAGAGCAAGCAAAACAAAAUCUUCUGCUUCACCUUAUGACUCACAGCUAUGUGGAUGCCCAUUCUGGAAAUCGAUUGGUGCUGCUUGACCCUGAGUUGGUAGAGUUGGUCAAAGCUACUCAACUGGUUGCUGGAGACUCUGUAUAUGAAAGUACAGUUAAGCCACAAAGCAUGUUGACUACAGAUGAGACUGGGAAGCUGCAAAUGGAGAGUAAGUUCAGUUCAGCAGAUAAAGGAGGGAGUUUGAGACACGCUGAGCUUGAAGAAGGAAGUUCUGAUGUAGUCCAGAAUGAAAAAGCUGUGAUAAUUAGUACAGGAAGUCUAGAAGAAAGGUAUAAUGGAAAGAAUGACAAUAAAUUGCUCCACAAACCACCAGUUGUUGAUGGGAGUGGUUUAGCAGCAACAAAUGAAAAGCGUGUGGAUACAAAUGCAAAAUUGAAAGCUCAAAAGAAAGAAAUGUCUGAUCAUGAAGCUUUGAUGGCUUCAGCUAAAAAUAUUAAAGGUCAAAAUGAGCUUGAAGCAAUGGUGUUCAAACCAAGGGAUACGGAUGGUCAAAAGACUAGUACACCCUCAACAGUAGCUAGAAAAACAGCUACAGAACCACUCAAAACAUUGAAAGAACAAAUCCAACCGGGAGCAAAAACAAAUGAAAAUGUUAAACCAAAACAAUCUGACUAUGAGAAAGAUGUAAAAUAUUCCCAGACUGAAUCAGAAAGGAUUAAACUAAAUAUAACAAUUCCUAAAAAAGCGACUCACUCAAAGCAUGCUAAAGAGUUUGAUAAAGAUUCAGCAGGGGAGAUGGAAGGGGAGGAUGCUGAAUUGGCAAAGUUAGUCCUCCAGCUCAAACAGGGAGGUCUGAUGACAGAGGAAGGGGAAAAGCUUCUCCCAGAUGAGGCAGUAGCACAGGGUGUCCUUCCUGGUCACACAGCAGUUAAAUUAAUGGCGCAUGCAGGUCUGUUUGGAGGUUUUCUAGAUGCUAGCAGCUGUGAGUCACUCAGCAUGGAAGAUGUCAUGCAGGAGGGUUUACUAGAUGAAGAUCUAAUGUGGAGUGUCCUGAAGUCAGAUAAGACCCUUUCAGGGGUUGUGGAUGUAGAAAAAAGGCAGAUCCGCGGGGUAAGCGAGGCUGCUCAAGUAGGGCUGAUUGACCCCAACACCGCUGCUCGACUUCUAGAAGCCCAGGUGGCGUCUGGAGGGAUUGUUGACCUUCGUAGGGAUAAGAAAGUCUCUGUCACUCUCGCAGCAACACUGGGAUUGAUUGAGGAGGGCCAAAGAGAAGAACUAGUUGCACUAGAGAAGGCUUACAAAGGAAAGGAUUCAGAUUCAACAAAAACCCUUACUAAAGCCAGUUUACAGCUACAGAUGGAAGGUAUUAUUGACCCAGAGUCCAAGUCUCCAGUGCCUCUCGAGCAGGCAAUCCAGAAAGGGUUAAUUAGAUCUGAGGAUGUUUAUCAAGUUUUGGCAAGGCAGGUGGCUGAGGGUGGUGUAAUACAUCAUGCUUCAGGUGUGAGGCUUUCAGUCCCUGAUGCUGUAGAUAGAGGUUUAGUGGAUCGGUCCAUUGCUCCUGGGCUGGAAGAACUAGAGUGGGUCUACCAAGGAAAAGUCAGCCCUUCAUCCCACCCAGAAGCUGUACUUUUCCAGGCAUCAACAGGAGCCAUUUUAGACCCUGAGUCUGGAUGUAAACUGACAUUGACAGAGGCUGUUUCUAUGGGUCUUUUAGAUGAGAAUAUUGCUAGUGAAACCAUGGCUUCUCCUGCUGUAGCACAAGGGGUGCUUGACCCUGAAACUGCACGUAUUGUGCCUUAUUCAGAGCUUGUAAACCAGGGUAAAAUAGAUAUUGAAACAGGCAAACGUUUCUUGGAGGUAAAACCAUUCAGAGGUGUUCCAGAUGAGGAAACAGGAGACAGUUUGACCCUUCCUGAGGCCGUUGCGUCAAAAAAAGUUGACCCGGUUCCAGCAUUGAGGCUGCUUCAAAGCCAGGCAGACAGUGGAGGGAUCAUUGAUAUCAGAACUGGAGAUAGGCUUCCCCUAUAUGAAGCCUGUGAAAGAGGUUUAAUUGAAGACAGUAUGGUCAGAACAAUUGCCACCAACCAGUUUUUGAAAGGAGGCUUGGUUGAUCCUGCAACUGGACAACGCGUCUCUUCUUUCAACGAGGCCAUUGCGAAACGACUGAUACCUAAUGACGUAGCUUCAGAGAUUCAGGAGAGAUUGGCUUCUUUUGCACUCAAGGGUAAUGAAGGUAGUGAUACACCUGUUACCUCAUCAAGUGGUGCAUACAGCCCUGCUGUUAUAUUGUCAGUGUCAAGCCCUGAUAGUCCAGCAAAUUCGUCGUGCGUAAAUACUGAGGGGCCUUCAAAAUCUCAAUUUUCAAAGCAAGGUUUAGGAAUUACACAGGACAAUGGAAAGACAUUCACAUCUGUAGAACCAGAUCAGUCACUGCUUAACCAACCUUCUACAGAAGAAGAAAAAGUGCCAGUGUCUGUGGAAGAAGCGGCUUCAAUUGAGCCAGACCAAUCCAUAGACCUCUUGUGUAAGUUUGCAACUAAUGUUGAGAAAAGAAUACAGGAAGCCAUAGAAGAGAUUGUACCACAGAAAAACAUCAAACAAUCAAUGCCUCUUCCUAAUCAAAAAAGUAUGCAAAUAGGUGCGAGUGAGACUCGUGAUAAACAAAAGGAAAACGUUCAGGCACAUGACCGUGAUAUUGACAAAAACUCACGGGCAGAGGUCAUAAAAGGUGCUGCUGUUUCAAAGUCAGAUGGCGAACCUGUGAAAGUAGGGGAAAAGAAGAGUAGACCCAAUGAUGAGAGCACAUCAAUGAUUAAUCGUGAUUCUGAAGAUGGAAACCUGGCAGCAGAGGUUAGAGAUAACAGGGAAGGCAAAGAUGUAAUUGAAGUAUCAACAUUGAGUGAAGAGGAUUACAGAAAGAGUGGUGUGGCGAUAAAGAGAGAUAAAGUUGUGGAUAAGAAGGUUAAACAAGUAGAGAAAGACAAACCAGUAGACAUGGAAUGCAGCCCUGAUGCUGAGCAGUCAGACCAGUUGACCUCUCCAUCCAAAGACACAGAAAGCAAAAGCAAGAAAAAAAGGAAGAAUAAAAAGAAUGGAAAGGGUAAAGAAGCAGAGAGAGAAACACACGCUCGAGAGAUAACGCAGUCUUCUCAAAUUCAUCAAGAUGAUACACAUAUUCAAGGGCGUCCUGAGACCACUGAAAUUGUCUCAGAUAAGCUUGCAACACAAGACAAAUGUGAGAAAUCAAAGAUUCAUGGUCCGUCAGAUUCUACUGGGCCUUCCAAUGUAGAAAGUGAAUCAAAGAUAGGUGAAAAGAUUGAAUCUGAAAAGGAUUUGGUUAAACAGGAACAGGAAUCAGUUCCAGCCGCUCAGCAAUCCACAGAAAAUACUAUUGAGGCAGAGAAGGAUACAUUAAAAAAGACAUUAUCAAAAGGUGCAGAAAAGGCUGAUAUGAAAGAGGAGAGUAAAAGGGAGAGGCAGAAAGAAAAUGUUGAAAAUAUGGUAUCAGUCUCUCAGCAACCAGAACAAUCAGAGAGCAGUCAGGAGGUCAAGAAAGGAAAGGAGCAUGAAUUGCCGCAGAAAUCUACUCUACCAAACAACGAGAAAGCAGCCUUGCUAAUGAAAGCCAAAGAGAGCAUUCUUAAAAAGGUGUUUGAAAAAGGAGUGAGUGAAAAGCAGGCUGCUGAGGAGCUGCAGGCACUACGCAAGGAGGUGGGGAGUCAAGGAAAGACUGUCAAGUCACAAACUCAACCAACUAAAGCUGAUUUAGUGGAGAGUCAUGGUGUCGGAGAUGAUGGUGUCAAGAGAACCAAUGGUUCACCAAACGAGAGUGCAGAAGAGAAGAUGGUCACAGAGGAUAAGACGAUAGAGAACAUUUUUGACAAGGAGGAUACCCAACUUUGUGAAGCUUCUUCAACUAAGGGAGAGGAGGGCAGCAGUUUUGGAGAAGGAGAUAUUAAUGCUGCUCCAUCAGUCCAGUCCAAAGAAACUCUGCAAAGCAAGCGAAGAAAGAAGAACAAGAAGUCCAAGAUUCCUAAAGUGACAGAGGCUGAUACUGAGAAGGUACUGCCUGAUGAGAAAGUGGAUUCUGAGGUGACGCAAACUACCACAAAAUCUGCAAUGGCUAUAUCAGAUUUAGAUGACUUAACAGCAGAACUGCGGAUGGACAAACAAACUGAUCUGAGUCAGUCGGCCAGUGAUCUCACUAGACCCUCAGUUGGUGAUGAGGCAAAUGAAGUGAGGACCUCUUUAAUUCACGGUAAAGCAGCUAAGACGAGUCAACACAGUCCCACAUAUUUAUGUAAAUCAGAAGAACUCAAUCCUAACAUCGAGGAACAAACACAAUCGGCAGGGGUUACGUCUAUAGGUAAAGAAGAAUCCCAAUCAGAAACCAACAUUGCUGGCAAAUCCAUAGACAUUACUCAAAAAGCUGUUGCAUGCAAACCAGACAUUCAACCCCCAAGUCAAUCUGUGGUUCUUGGCACACAACCAGAUAAAACAGUAGGGAAAAGCAGAAAGAAGAGAAGGCACCAACCACCUGGAGUUGAUGGCAGCAAUGUUCCAGAAUCAAACACUCUAAAAGAACAACAGCAACAUCUUGAGUCUAAAGAAUCAGCACCUUCACUCUCAGAAGAUACUUCAACAGAGUCUGAAUCUCUUGGAGUCCCUGAGUCUGACUCAACCUCUGAGAGUUGGGGGGAAGGAGAGCACGAUGUCAGUGAAAGCCGAGAGAUAGUGGCCAAAAAAGAAGGGGUGACAUCCAUGACCAGCAAGUCAUCAUUGAUGCGGCAAGAGUGCUUGGACCAUGACCAGCAAAUUGUAGCCCUGGUGUCCAUGGUAAGACACAUCGAGGUCCGACUCAAACAGCAGCAGCAGCAGUCUGUUGGCCGCAGCCUUAUCGCCUUGGACGACAUCAUCACACAGACUGAGACUCUGGACCUUGAGUUGCGUGACUUGGAGCCUGCAGUCACCAAACAGGUGGAGGCUGCUGAAGAACUGUUGAAGCCCCGACCUAAAGACGUUCCUCCGCAGCUCCUAUUGGCUCUGGAGAAGGAUGGGCGGAGCCUGGCCCGUGGGUAUGAGGCUGCCAGGGCACUUUCUGAGGGCAUUCUGCAAAGUCUACGAGACCAUAGAAACUCAUAUAAGGAGGCAGUAACAGCUGAGCAGAAGUCCCUGGGAGGACGAGUGGAGAAUCUGCUCUCUUGGUUGAGGGAGACAGAGGCUCAGAUGAGUGGUGGAAUGGCGGGGAUGGACAAAAUGGAGACGGCAGAGAAAGAAGAUCAUAGUGAUCAGCUAACACAGCAGCUGAAUCUCUGCAAGGAGCUCCAGGCCUCUCUGACCGCUCGCUCCAGUGAGGUCAACAGCACUGCCUUUGACAUCCAGGUGUUCAUCUCAGAGCGGGCCCAGGACCUGGCCCCCGAGCAGAGCCGGCAGCUCCUGGGUCAGCUGCAGCAGCUGCAGAGGGCCUUCCACCUGGCCUCAGGAGAAGCUCAGGCCUGGGCAGAGGCCCUCUCCGCCCAGAGGGGGAGGGAGGAGGAGCGGCAGCGCAGGGAGAAGGUCAAAGAAGAGGAGAAGGACAGAGAGAGGCAGAGUGCAAGGGACAGAGAGGUGGUUCAACAGCAGAAGGCCGAAUGCUCCCAGAAACUAGAAGGCCUCACCAUGUGGCUGGCCGGAGCUGCCAGCUUAUUGGUCGGUCAGAAAGGUGGAGCAGAGUCAGGUGACGUGAAGGUCUUGAAAGAGAAGCAGAAAAAACUAAAGGAAUCACAGAAGGACCUCCAGGCCAAAGGGGAGGCUGUUGCCGAGGCUAUCCGCUCUGUGGAGGAGCUCCUGGCAGACCGAGGAGAGAGUCUGAGCCCAGAGGAGAGGAAGAACCUCCAGGGGGCGCUAACCAGACUGAAGGAGCAGUACAGCACCCUCAAAGAUUCAGCAGACACCUCACUGUCAGAGCUGGACACAGCCAUCAGCACAACGGUUCAGCAGAACACACAGAGGGCUAAGGCUGAGGAGGAUCUCCAGGAGACUCGGGGCCAGAUAGACUCUCUGUUGAAGGAGUUAUCUUCUCUCAACCAACCAGGCGGGAGAGGAGAGGGAUCUGGAGACAUGCCUGACACAUCAUUCUCACAGCCAGAGGGCGCUGUGAUGUCACACACCGAGAUGCUGCAGAAUGAGCUGCAGCAGCUGCAGGCUCAACAGGCUCAGCUGCUCCAGAUCACUCAGUCCACCCGCUCCCUUCUGGACCAGCCGGACUCCACCGUCCCUCCUGAGGAGAAGCAGCGUCUCCGGGCCGCCCUGGAUCAGCUGCAGGCCCAGCACCAGGAGAGGCUGCAGAGCUGUCAGGACCGCCUGAGGAAGUCUGAGUCUCUGAAGGACGAGCUGACGAAGUUCCUCCAAGAACACGGAGGUCUGGGUACCUGGCUGGAACAGAAUGAGCAGGAGCUGCAUUCCCUGGGGGAAGGAGAAACUGAUGCACAAGGACUGAAGGGCAGGCUGGAGGAGCACAGGAAGCUUGCUGAGGAUGUAAUCUGCCACAAGGCGGACCUGCGCUUCGUCUCCAUCUCGGGUCAGAAGGUUCUGGACUCCGUUCAAGGAGCUCUGGAGCAGGUCGGGGGUUCAGACCCCGCUCUGGACAGCACCAAGCAGCUGGUGACUGACAAGCUGCAGGACGCUAACCACAGAUACACCAGCCUACACACAAAGUCAACAGAGUUGGGCGGCCGUUUGUCCGGCCUGCUGGAGAGGUACCAGCAGUACCAGGAUGAGGUGGUGUCCCUCCACUCGUGGCUCAGCACUCAGGAACAGCACCAAAGCAUAGCCAAGCCCAGCGGAGACACCGACCCCAAGAACUUGCAGGACACACUACGACAAGUGCAGCUGCUGCAGGACGAGCUGGCUGAGCGCUCAGUGCAGCUGGAGAAGGUGAAGAGAGCCGGGAGAGACCUGGCCAGUGCUGAAGAGUCUCCAUCACUGAAGGCUGUGGACAUCCUCUGUGCUGCAGACGGCCUGGAGAAGAGGUUUGGCUCGCUCUCUGCCGAUGUGUCGGAGCGGGCGGAGCAGCUGCAGACGGCGGUGGCGCAGUCUGUCAGCGUGCAGGAGGGUCUGACGGCUCUGCUGGGCUGGCUGGACAAACUGCCUCUGACCCCGGGCCCUGUGGAGCCCACCACUCAGGCCCUGCAGGACGCCCUGACCCAGAACCAGAAACUUCGCCAGGAGCUGCUGUCCCGGCAGGGCAGCGUGGAAGCAACGCGAGACUCCAUCUCCAAACUCCUGCAGAGCUCGGACGCCUCCACGGCCUCGGGCCUGCAGGGCUCUUUAGACCAGCUGACUCAGCGCUACGCCGCAGCGCAGGGCAGUCAGGCGGAGAGCGAGGCCCAGCUCAAAGGGCUGCUGCCCCGCCUGGAGAGCUACGAGCGGCUGGGGGCCGACCUCCAGAUCUUCACCCAGAGCCGACUGAAGGCCCUGAGCCCGGGGGGGCAGCCUGAGCGCAGCGUGGACGACUACAGGCAGACCAUCGAGGAGGUCAAGUCUGAGCUGGAGCAGGAAGCCGGUCAGCUGAGAUCCUUCUGCAACCUGGGCACCGAUCUCAGCCAAUCAAAACCUUUCAAUAACACACAAAGCUUAUUGGAUAAUGUCAAAGGAGUGUCAGAUGAGUUCACCCAACUGGAAGCCAAUGUCAACCAAAGGUUUGCUGCCCUCCAGGCCUGUGAGCAGCAGCUCCUGCAGUUCCGCGGGCUCUCCGGCUCCCUCCUCAGGUGGCUCCAGACAGGGCAGGACCAGCUGGCGGCCAAAGAGGCCAACCUCAACACAGAGAGCCUGCAGAGGAGAGUCCAGCAGCUCAAGGACUUGCUGGAUGACUGGGAGUCUCAGGGAGGAAGAGUUCAGGAUCUGAACAAGACGGGCUCUGAGCUGGAGUCGCUCAUCAUCGACAUCACCGCUCCUAAGACCAAAACUGGUCUUCCUCACAUCAAUGGCUCGGCAGGGCCCAGCAGUGUCAAUGGCAUCCACACCUGUAAAGACCUGACGGAGCUCCAGGUAGCCGUGUCUGAUGUGAACGGUCGGUAUGAGGCGCUGGGGGGGGAUCUGAAGGAGCGCCUGGGCAGACAGGAGGUGUCUCUGGAGCUGAGGCAGAAGGCCAGGCAGGGCGCUGAGGAGCUGAAGAGCUGGCUGACAGACAGGGAGAGCAGCCUGAAACAGGGACAGACCGCCUCCCCCUCGAAACCGGAGGUGGUCCGCGCCCAGGCCCAGGAGAACAAGGCUCUGCUCUCAGAGCUGGCGGAGCACUCUGGGAAGGUGGAGGAGCUGAAGAGCUCGCUGAGGAAACUGAUCGCUGACAAUCCAGAUUCUCCCGAGGCCGACACCUGGAGGCAGCAGCUGCAGGAGAUAGACUCGCGCUGGCAGAUGGCCAAUCAGACGGCAGCGCAGAGACAGACGGAGCUGGAGACGUGUGCUGAUAGGCUGGGCAGCUUCGCCUCAGCGGCCAGUCAGCUGGGCCCCUGGCUGAGGGAGAAGGAGCUGAUGAUGAGCGUGCUGGGGCCCCUGAGCAUCGACCCCAACAUGCUGAACACACAGAAGCAGCAAGCACAGUUCAUGCUGCGUGAGUUCGACACGAGGCGGCCGCAGUUUGAGCAGCUGACCCAGUCUGCGGAGGGAAUCCUUUCCCAGACUGGGGACUCUGCUCAGGACCCCAAGGACCUGGCGGAGGUGCGGUCUGAGCUGGGCUCCAUCUCCCAGCAGUGGGAGGAGCUUACCAACCGACUGACCCAGAGGUCAAACCACAUCGACCAGGCGCAAGGAACCAGCGAACAGUACCAGGCCCUGCUCAGAGAGCUCUCCUCCAGUGUAUCUGCUCUGGGGGAGAGGUUGGAUGGUCAGGCCUCGCUGAGCGCUCAGCCCGAGGCGCUAAAACUCCGCCUGCAGGAGACAGGUGAGAUCCGCUCUGAGCUGGAGAGGCGGCGCUGCGAGCUGGGCGAGGCGGAGAGGCUCUGCAGCGAGCUGAGCAGCAUCGUGGCCGAGCCGUACCUGAAGGAGGAGCUGAGCAAACGCCUGCAGAGCGUCAGCGCCCCGCUCAGGAGUUUAGAGGAGCGCGCAGCUGACGGGCUGUCUCAGCUCCAGGCCGCUCUGUCGUCCACGCAGCAGUUCCAGCAGAUGUUUGAGGAGCUGCGCUCGUGGCUCGACAAGCAGUCGGAUCCCAGAGCGUCUUCCCCAGACUCCCUGCCCUGUCAGCCGCAGGCCAUCCGCUCCCUGCUGGCUCAGACUGACGACCUCCAGCGGGGGGUCGCCAGUCAGAGAGGCUCCUACGAGCUGCUGCAGGCCGAGGGAGCGUCGCUGCUCGCCUCUCUCCCCGCGGGCGGAGAGGAGCGCUCUGCCCUGCAGUCUCGCCUGGCCUCCUUGAAACAGGACUGGGAUGGGAUGAACCAGAAGAUCGCGGAUCGAGAGAGCAGACUGAAAGCCACACUCGGCAAAGCAGAAACCUACCAGCAGCACAAGGCCGAGCUGGUACCGUGGUUAGCGGAGUGUGAGGGGAAAGAUGCUGAGAUCCAGCCAUCACUGGACCCUGCGGCGCUGGAUAAAGCCCUGCAGAAGGGCCGAGGUCUAUCCCUGGACAUCGAAAGACGACAACCCCUCCUCGAGGCCUUCAACACAGCAGCAGAUCAGCUGCUGGAGCAAUGCUGCAUCGGGGACGAAGAGGUACGAGAUGAGAAGGCCCAGCUGAACCGCAGGGUGGACGGACUGGGGGAGAGGCUCCAUCAGCGCUCCUCCCAGCUGGAGGAGCUGGCUGGACGUCUGAAGGAGUUUGAGGAGAGUAGGCAGGCAGCGGAGAGGAGGCUGGAGGCCGCCAAGCACCAAAUUGAAGUCCAGGAGGCUCUGGGUCCACAGGCGUGCAGUGCUAAGAGUCUGGAGCGUCUGAGGAGUCAGCAGGAGGGUCUCCGCUCCCUGAAGCCUCAGGUGGUGUACCUCAGGGACCUGGCCCAGGGUCUGGUGCAGGACGCCCCGCAGACACCGGGGGGCAGCACCGAGGGCGCCAAGGGGCUCCAGGAGCAGGCCAGGGGCACGGAGAAGGAGUAUGAAGACGUCACUGACAAGGUGAGGAGCAGACAUAGAGCCACCCAGUCCGUCUCCGGAGGGAUUAUCCUGUAA